Molecule: messenger RNA, 924 nt
Organism: Penicillium vulpinum
Lineage: Eukaryota; Fungi; Ascomycota; Eurotiomycetes; Eurotiales; Aspergillaceae
Exons: 2
Coding region: 1-924 (307 amino acids)
Source: RefSeq, a predicted model, not a curated record
AUGAAAGUUGGUGUUAAGUAUAAUGCCAUGAACAAUUAUACUAGAGAGAUCUUUACUCCCAUUCCUGGAAAUUUUAACGGUGAUACGGACAUUCGGUUGUAUAUCAGUAUUCGAUCUGCGUUCAACAGGAGGCGGUACUCGUGUUAUUGCGACAUCAGUGAAGACCAGCGUAUGGAUGAACAAGAUACCAACCCCGAGACGACGCCUUUUGCGAUUAAAGACGAGGAGAUCUUGCCAAUGCUUUACAAUCCACUCCCAGCCGACCUUCUAACACCCAAUAAAGACCUUCUGAUCCUAACUGCCGCGCUCUUCGUGCGAGACAUUUAUAACAAAACCAUGUUUGCCAAGUGGUGCUCACUCCAAACGUCCUCCAUUUUUCAGUCAGAUCGAAUCAAGCCUGUUAUCCACGCCCGCUUUAUCAUGAACAGUGGCCUAUCGCAUGUAACCUUGGAUACUCCCGGAGCAGAGCUGUCGUGUCUUAUCUGGUAUCCAUCUAUCCCACAAAAAUCGGUACUUAGAGAGUUUUUUCGGCGUCAACCGAUGAUGAAGCCCAUCAUUGCAGGAACUUGCAUCAUCGCUGACUACAAGGCCCUCCAUGCCCUUCUGGAUGCAGAUCUGGAUAUUAGAAUAAUGAAGGAUGCUCACGAUAGCUUGAAUCCCCACUAUAUCCAAGACUUGGAAACUAAUGUUCCUCAGCGUGGCUACAAAAGCUUCUGCCGCCGGUCUCUUUGCGAGUUCCCACGAAAACUGGAGAUUAUUGAACAUCCACCGUCCUGCUUGCGCAUCAAAUUUACAGAUUCGGGGCCAGACAUUGAAGAGGACGGUCUAUCAUACAGUGGUAACAUACCAAAAUUUGGGGGGCUUCAAUUGUCAGUAUCGGCCCAGACCUGCUCAAGCAGUAUGUCGCAGAGAAUAAUUGCGUGA